GGACUACUGUGCCGGGACAUGGCCGCCACCAGUACCGGGUCCUUGAGCUGAGCGCCUGCUGCCAGCAGCCAGCCUCUGCCGCCAGCCGUCUGUACGGGCUGGGUCCCGAGGCGCCGCCGGGACGGCAAGGAGCGGCGGCUACUGCGGGGGAAGAGGAGGCUGCAGCAGGAGGCCGGAGCGGCUGCCGCGUCCGGACACAUGGCGUCCAUCUUACUUAGGAGCUGCCGCGGCCGGGGGCCUGCCCGCCUCCCGCCACCUCGCGCCGCGGCCUCGCGGGGUGGUCUGGAGGAUCCUGCUUGUCUCAGUUGUGCCAACACAGGGCUGCGAAGCCUGGUGGGGUUGAGAAGCCUUGUGAAUGUUCCGAUGGGCUGCUAUACUCCGGGCCACCUUGCGUACCUUUCUCUUAGAGGUGUUCAUCGUGGCUGUUGGACUCUGAGGCUUGAGUGUCCACGCACAGUGGCAAGAGCACCAUGGACUCCUGCCAUGGGGGGGUUGGUUGUCGCAGGGCCCCAGUGCCUUCCGUUGCGUGGCUGGCACUCAUCGACUCCCCUCAGUGACGAUUCUAUGGUGGAGAAGUCCCUCAGAUCAUUGAAGGACAAGAACAAGAAACUGGAGGAGGGGGGGCCAGUGUAUAGCCCCCCUGCGGAGGUGGUGGUGAAGAAAUCCCUCGGGCAGAGGGUACUAGAUGAACUGAAGCACUACUACCACGGCUUCCGCCUGCUCUGGAUCGACACCAAGAUCGCUGCGCGCAUGCUCUGGCGUAUCCUCAAUGGCCACAGCCUGACCCGCCGGGAGCGCAGGCAGUUUCUCCGGAUCUGUGCCGACCUCUUCCGCCUGGUGCCCUUCCUUGUGUUUGUGGUGGUGCCCUUCAUGGAGUUCCUGCUACCAGUGGCCGUGAAACUAUUCCCCAACAUGUUGCCAUCCACAUUUGAGACCCAGUCCAUCAAGGAGGAGAGGCUAAAGAAGGAGCUUCGGGUCAAGCUAGAGCUGGCCAAGUUCCUCCAGGACACCAUUGAAGAGAUGGCCUUGAAGAACAAGGCAGCCAAGGGCAGUGCCACCAAAGACUUCUCCGUGUUUUUCCAGAAGAUCCGGGAGACUGGGGAAAGACCUAGCAAUGAGGAAAUCAUGCGUUUUUCUAAGUUGUUUGAAGAUGAGCUGACCCUGGAUAACCUGACGCGGCCGCAGCUGGUGGCACUGUGCAAACUCCUGGAGCUGCAGUCCAUCGGCACCAACAACUUCCUGCGCUUCCAGCUCACCAUGCGGCUGCGGUCCAUAAAGGCCGAUGACAAGCUGAUUGCUGAGGAAGGAGUGGACAGCCUCAAUGUCAAGGAAUUGCAAGCAGCAUGUCGGGCACGGGGCAUGCGGGCCCUUGGCGUCACAGAAGACCGUCUGAGGGACCAGCUGAAGCAGUGGCUGGACCUGCACUUGCACCAGGAGAUCCCCACGUCGCUGCUCAUACUGUCCCGAGCCAUGUACCUCCCGGACACCCUCUCACCUGCCGACCAGCUCAAAUCCACGCUGCAGACCCUUCCAGAGAUAGUGGCAAAGGAAGCCCAGGUAAAAGCCGCUGAGCUGGAGGGUGAGCAGGUGGACAACAAGGCAAAGCUGGAGGCCACCCUGCAGGAGGAGGCGGCUAUCCAGCAGGAGCAUCGGGAGAAGGAGCUGCAGAAGCUCUCACAGGCAGUGAAGGACGUUGAGCUGGAAGCUGCCCCUGGGAGGCCAGUGGCUGGGCCACAGCCAGUGGCUGAGCCACAGCCAGAAGUGCCUGAUGUGACCCUGCAGUCAGAGACCCUGGAGGACACUGCCCCAGUGCUAGAGGGCUUGAAGGAAGAGGAGAUAACGAAAGAAGAGAUCGACAUCCUCAGCGACGCAUGCUCGAAGCUGAAGGACCAGAAGAAGUCGCUCACCAAGGAGAAAGAGGAGCUCGAGCUGCUGAAAGGGGAUGUCCAGGACUAUAGCGAGGACUUACAAGAGAUCAAAAAGGAACUUUCCAAGACUGGUGAAGAGAAAUAUGUAGAAGAAUCUAAAGCCAGCAAGAGGCUGACAAAGAGGGUGCAGCAGAUGAUCGGGCAGAUUGACGGCCUCAUUACACAGCUAGAGGCGGGUCAGCGGGCUGGCCGGCUGGGCCCCACUGAGGGGACGACCACGGGGGAGAACGUCAUUAGCGUCACUGAGCUCAUCAGUGCCAUGAAGCAGAUCAAGCACAUUCCGGAAAACAAACUGCUCAGCCUGGCCUCAGCACUAGAUGAAAACAAGGAUGGCAAGAUCAACAUCGACGACCUCGUCAAGGUGAUUGAGCUGGUGGACAAAGAAGAUGUUCAUGUCUCUACUAGCCAGGUGGCUGAGAUUGUGGCAACGCUGGAGAAGGAAGAGAAGGUGGAAGAGAAGGAGAAGGCCAAGGAGAAGGCAGAGAAGGAGGCCGCAGAGGUGAAGAACUAGGCUGCUGGUCCUAGCACCUGCCUUCUGCACCAGCUGCCAUGGAGAUGGCCGUGGUAGUGACUGCUUGGAAGUGAUUCUUAGUGGCAAAUCUAAUAUUUUGUCUGGAUAAAUCAGAAACUUCCAUAAUCAAGUAAUUUUUAAUAUUCAUCAUUCCAUGAAGAUUCAAUCAAUCUGGAAUCCCAGAGCCCGUCCAGGGAGUCAUGUCUGGAUUCAUACCAGGACAUGGAUGUGGCCCCACCAGCCCCCUGCGUGUGGCCAUACUGUCUCAGUGUCGCUGCUGUUCUUGCCCCAGGAGGGUGAGGACCCUGUGGACACUGACAUUGGAGCACAGCCUCCUCAGCACUGAAGACAAUGCUCUGGCCAGUCGGUGGACUCCACCUCCUUCAGGAUCAGUGUAAAUGUGGAUCUCUUCGUGCACAUUUUCAGAGUCAGGUCUGUGUAGCUAUUGGGACAGAAGCGUCUUCUCUCAGUGGCCUCUGGGAAGUGACAUCUGACAAUAAUGCCCACGAUUCUUGUGCCGAUUCCCCAUUAUGUAUUGACUGGAGUUCGCUCUUGAUUUGCCUUUUAUUUUUACCUAAUUCUUUAAUCAGCUGAGCAGUACGGAGUUUGCACAUAGGGCCAUCUGCCUGACUCGUGAGGAAUAUCUGACCUAAAUUAUGUUGUGAGAGAUACUAAUGAAGCCUUUGGCAAUGAUGUGUCUCCUUCUGGGUGGUCCUUGUGCUGCUGUCAUGUGGGCUGCUGACGUUCACUGCAGGGGCUAGAGCAGGUGCUCUGUGAUCUGGAGGUAGCCCUAGCCCGGGGAGGGUCUCCAUGGUCAGAAGGGCCCUGGCACAUCCCCAACAUAGAAGGAGCACAGCCUGAAACACCCAUGGGGCUCUUGGUGCCAUGACUAUGUGCACCUGUGAGUCGAUGGCACCUGUCCCCUUAGCUGUUGUAGGCCCUCAGGCAAGUGGCUGUACUCCGGAAGCCAGGGAGCGGGAACAUGGGGUACAGAGGCCAUGUCAAAGGUCUCUCAGGGCAGCAAUACCGUCAGUGCUUAGGGCUUGCCCAGUGUCCCCUAGGUGGAACCAGGCAGCCUCCGUGGGCCGGGUGGCUGAGGCAUCCUGUGGCUACCACCACUUCCUGUCCUGUUGUGUGGUCACACUCAACAUCCUUUCAAGGCCUGGCUGGCUGCUGGUGAGAACAUCCUUUCAGGGGCUCAGACAUGGGAAUUUGGGAGAACAGGGAUAGCACAUAGAGUGGCCAGUUAGCCAAGAGGGCAGCAGCUCGCAGAGGGGGACAUUUCUGUUACUUGAAACUUUUUAUUGUUCAGCCAUUAAAGAAGAAACUUGACAAUUAGGAAUAAGAUUAUAUAUUCUUAAAUGUAAAUCUUUGUAAAAUAUUAAUAGUUGGGUUCUAAAGGAUUUUUAUUUCAAUUAUUUGAAAAAGAAGUAUGUUUUAGAUUCCUAUUUAUGAAUUCUGUCACCCUGUGUGAGUUGCCUGGUUUUCAGUGGUCAAAGUGUACUUACUUUUGAGGACAGCUUUGUGGUUACCAAACAGUCCCUCUGAUGAUGGAUGUCUUCCCUGUGAGUGGGACUCUGGGGCAAUGAGCUGUGACCACCACUUGGCCUCAUCUGCACUGUCUGGCCAGGUGCAGGCAGCCCCAUUGGUCCAGGGCUCUGCCCUCUCCCUUCCAGGUUGACUGUUGGGCUCUGCAGGCAUGUAGGGGAUGGUCCUUGUCAGUACUGGUGACCGCAGUUGGGCCUGAGACUGGCUCAAGGGGGAACCUUUGCCAUGUCUGUUUAUUGCAGCUGAGAUAGCAUCCAGACACAGUGUGAGAAAUGGAUCCAGAGUUUUGUGUGAGGAGGUUUUUUAAAACUGUCUAUGUUUAUACCUGCCCAGUGCCUGAACCUACAGCCUCCUCCUGCUCUCGUAGCAAGGGCAUUGCCUGCUUCGGGGAGCCUUCCUCACUCUACCUGCAAGCCUGCUUCUUAAGCAGGGUUUAGGGUUGUGGGUCUUCCAAAGUCAUUUUGGAAUAUCACAGUCUAGACUUCUUAAAUGAAGGGCACUGUGUUAGUUUUAAAAGAUGACCUGACAGUGGUGGUUCUCAUGGCAGGGGCUGAGACCUCCAUGGCCGGCACCACCUGGGAACUUGGGGAACAAAUCCUGUCCUGCAGGGGUCCCGGACCAUAUGUUAACACCUUUUGUAGAAACAGUAUUUUUAUUAAAAACAUCAAAUCCAUGUUCCUGUAACAGCUCAGAGUAAUAUUUUUAACCCUUUGACACAUAAAAAGUCCAGAUGGAAACUGUCAGAGCCGUCUCAGUGUCUGCUAUUCUGCCUGGAUAUUUGGCUCCCCGGGGAGUGCUAGGGCCAGAUCUAGAAGACCCCCAUUUCCUUGGGAGACCCUUCAGAGUACCCAGUCACCCCACCCUGGGCUCAGGGCCUGGUUCUCGGCCUCCUGCCUUGGGGGAUAGUCUGCAGCCCUUUGGCAACUGGGCGGAGUGUGGGGGUCCUUGCCACAUCAGAUGUGCCACUGUGCCAGCCUGGCCCAUGUGGUCACUUGUUUUCUAGACACCGUUUGAUAUAAGGAGACUAAUAAACCACCGUCUUGACAUCCGA
Molecule: messenger RNA, 5038 nt
Organism: Otolemur garnettii (small-eared galago)
Lineage: Eukaryota; Metazoa; Chordata; Mammalia; Primates; Galagidae
Gene: LETM1
Product: leucine zipper and EF-hand containing transmembrane protein 1
Exons: 14
Coding region: 199-2439 (746 amino acids)
Biological process (GO): intracellular monoatomic cation homeostasis
Cellular component (GO): mitochondrial inner membrane
Molecular function (GO): calcium ion binding; ribosome binding
Source: RefSeq, a predicted model, not a curated record